CCGGUAGCACUACACCCCUGGUCAUGACUGGAUCUAAAUAUCUGUCGUAAAACGACAGUGGCGAAGGAUAUCAAUAGUAUUUCAUGCGGAUCAAAGUUCCGUUUUAAGAUUCAUUGGGGUAAAGUUAACUGGACGCUUCUGACUGAUCUUGGAACUGUGACAACGGGCAGCCUCUCCCCGCUUGUUUGAUCUGAUACAAAAUAUCCACAGGGAAGCCUUAUCAACCCAACCUUCACUAUGCUAUCCUGUAUAUCAGUUUUUCGCAUGCGACAAACACUUGUACAAUAUGGCCGAGCCUAACCAAACCACAGACCGAACAUUGUCCCACGCUAUCAGCUGGCAAAUUUGACAAACACUCCCAGCUGAUUGCAAGGAAACGUGCUUCGGUUGACUACCUUCGGUUACAUUAAGCUAUUGUUUACAUAUUGUUCAUCACGCGCAUUACAUCAGGAGAUUGAACAUACAAGUGACAGAACCUACCACCGCAGCAAAAAGUCAGUUCAAAGAAAGCUAACAAGGUGAAGAAGGCAGGAGCUCAGCUCAAGAAUGCCCUUCCAGGUCAGGAUAAGGACACUGUGUCGACAAUCCAGAGGGGCAUUCAUUCAAAGGGAAGCAGAGUCAAAUCUGGCACUACUCGAAACACUAGCAAACUGGCAAGGUAAGUUUAUAGGGGAACCCUUUCUUAAAAUGACUCAGUCCAGUCAAAUCCUUAACACUUUAACUCUCCACAGCCCUCAAGAAGGAGGCUUGAAGUCUAAACCACACACACACUCCUCCACACAGAGGCAGGAGAAGCGAGAGGUUCAGCGAACGUCCCCAUGUUGCGGUGAGUUAGAUCAGAACCAUGGGGUACUGGGCCGAAGUCGGAAAGCUCUCUCUCUGCCCCUCUCCCCUAUACCUGGGCUGCGCCAGGGGCCAAUGCGGCUUCACACACACACUCAAGUCCCCACCCUGGAGUCUCUCAGGCAGUUUGAGCAGAAGGAAGUCGACUCGGACAGCGCCAGUGACCUGUCAGACUCAGAGAGACUACCUGUACUCCCCUCCCCCUGUACCCCCUGCACCCCACCCCAUCUCAACCUCCGUGCUGAAGUGAUCAACUCCAGCGACUUCCCCCCAGCCUUCCCAGGACCACACGGGGCCACGAGCGACAAUGAGAGCGUCAGCUACAACUACCCUGACUUCCUGCCUCCUCCCUUCAACACCUGGAGCCUACGCCAGCUGGCUGUGUUCCUCCACACGGAGGGCCGAGGCGCACCUCGCCCCAAACCUGUGGGGCCCCUGGAGAAGUACCUGGAGAGGCUGCUGCAGUUGGAGUGGCUCCAGAUCCAGACUGUGCAGGCGGAGACCUGCCGACCUGCGGGGGGCCGUCCUAGGGCCCUGGGCUUCCCCUCUGCCACCACCACGAACGCACCUCGGCCCCACACGGCGCCACCCAGCCGCCUCAGCUCCCCCAAAGGCCUGCGGCAGUGUCAGCGCGCCUUCCCGUUUGCCCCUCACAACCCCCCCUCGCUGGCAGCACAGCAGCUCGCCCGCCUCCCUGUCUGCCCCCAUUGUCACAUCCGCUACCCUCUGUGCAACGGGAGCUGCUCCUCCUACGCCUACCAGCGCCACUCGCGCCUCAGUCCCCUGCUGGAGCGCCGAGCCAGGCCCGGGGUUCCCCCGAAGAGGAGCAGCAGUGAGAGCCGGGUCACUUCCUCUGAGAGUAGGGCUACAGGCUGCAGUGGAGGAGGACAGACUCCAGGUAGCCCCUCGGCAGGAAGAAGCCACGUCAGACACAUGCAGGCGGUUGGCAACAUCCGCAAACCCGCCCAGGAGCCAGGCACUAACGGUACAGGUCAUGCCGGUGUGAAGAAAGGCCGCGCCAGAGCCAAUUCGGAAGCCGAGGUGAGGAAGGAGUCCAGUACGGCUAAGGCAGGUGUGGAGAAAUACACACACUCUGGAAGUAAACGAGAGUCUAACACGAUCAAGAGGUUCGAGAAAGACUGUCAGAGGACAGAAACAGGAAGUCAGGCAUCUAAAAGUGGGGUUAAAAGAACAGUAAAAGAGCCACUCUCUCUCUUCAAGGCACCGUUGUCUGCCAAAGCGAAUGGAAAAGCAAAGAAUGUUCACUUUAUUGCAAAAUAACCACAUUUCCUGGCUCAGUACAGGAGCUUAAAGUUAUGCUUGAUAAAGUUCUAUAUAAUAUACAGUGCCUUCAGAAAGUGUUCAUAUCCUUUUACUUUUUGUCGUGUUACAGCCUGAAUUCAAAAUGGAUGAAAUCUAUCUUUUUCUCUCACCCAUCUACAUAAAAUGCCACAUAAUGACAAAGUGGAAACAUGUUUUUUGAAAUGUUUGCAAAUGUAUUGAAAGUUAAAUACAGAAACAUCUCAUUUACGUAAGUAUUCACACCCUUGAGUCAAUGGGGCUCCCAAGUUGCGCAGCGGUCUAAGGCACUGCAUCUCAGUACAAGGGGCGUCACUGCAGUCCCCCGUCAUUGUAAAUAAGAAUUUGUUCUUAACGGACUUGCCUAGUUAAAUAAAAAAAAAUACAUGUUCGAAUCACCUUUAGCAGCGAUUUACAGCUUUGAGUCUUUCUGGGUAAGUCUCUAAGAGCUUUGCACAUCUGGACUGUAGAAUAUUUGCACAUUAUAAUUUAAAAAAAUCUCUGUGAAGUUGGUUGUUGAUCAGUGCUAGACAGCCAUUUUCAAGUCUUGCCCUAGAUUUUCAAGCCGAUUAUAAGCCAAAACUGUAACUAGGUCACUUGGGAACAUUCAAUGUUGUCUUGGUAAGCAACUUUUAGGUUAUUGUCAUGCUGAAAGGUGAAUUUGUCUCCCGGUGUCUGUUGGAAAGCAGACUGAACCAGGUUUUCCUUUUGGAUUUUGCCUGUGCAUAGUAUAUUCUAUUAUCCUAAAAAGAACUCCACAGUCCUUGUUGAUGACAAGCAUUUUUUUUCUUUCUGGUAUUUUACAAGGUAAGUUGACUGAGAACACAUUCUCAUUUACAGCAACAACCUGGGGAAUAGUUACAGGGGAGAGGGUUGAAUGAGCCAAUUGUAAACUGGGGAUUAUUAGGUGACCAUGAUGGUUUGAGGGCCAGAUUGGGAAUUUAGCCAGGACACCAGGGUUAACACCCCUACUCUAACAAUAAGUGCCAUGGGAGUGCCUCAGAGAGUCAGGACACCAGUUUAACGUCCCAUCCGAAAGACAGCACCCUACAAAGGGCAGUGUCCCCAAUCACUGCCCUGGGGUAUUGGGAUAUUUUUUAGACCAGAGGAAAGAGUGCCUCCUACUGGCCCUCCACCACAUUUCCAGCAGCAUCUGGUCUCCCAUCCAGAGACUGACCAGGACCAACCCUUCAGAAGCAAGCCAGCAGUGGUAUGCAGGGUGGUAUGCUGCUGCAUACCCAUAACAUGAUGAAACCACCACCAUCAUGCUUGAAAAUAUGGAGUGGUAUGCAGUGAUGUGUUGGAUUUUCCCCAAACAUAAUGCUUUGUAUUAAGGAUAUAAAGUUAAUUUCUUUGCCACAUUUUUUUUUUGCAAUAGUACUUUAGUGCCUUGUGCAUGUUUUGCAAUAUUUGUAAAACAGGAUGCAUGUUUUGCAAUAUUUGUAUUCUGUUCAGGUUUCCUUCUUUUCACUAUGUCAUUUAGGUUAGUAUUGUGGAGUAACUACAAUGUUCUUGAUCCAUCCUCAGUUUUCUCCUAUCACAGCCAUGAAACUCUGUAACUGUUUUAAAGUCACCAUUGGUCCCAUUGUGAAAUUCCUGAGCGGUUCCCUUCCUCUCUGGCAACUGAGUUAGGAAGGACGCCUGUAUCUUUGAAGUGACUACAUUGUGACUACACUGUAUUGAUACACCAUCCAAAUUGUAAUUAAUAACUUCACCAUGCUCAAAAGGAUAUUCAAUGUCUGCUUUUUAAAAUGUGUAUCUACCAAUAGGUGCCCUUAGCGAGGCAUUGGAAAACAUCCCUGGAAUUUGUGGUCAAAUAUUUGUUUGAAAUUCCUGAACUUAUUUAGGCUUGCCAUAACAAAGGGGUUGAAUACUUAUUAACUCAAGCUUUUCAUCCGUAAUUAAUUUGUAAAAAUGAUCUAAAAACAUAAUUCCACAGUGAAACAGGCUCUGCCAGUGAUACAAAAUCUAAAUUUAAUCCAUUUUAAAUUCAGGCUCUAUCUAACACAACAAAAUGUGGAAAAUGUCAAGGGGUGUGAAUACUUUCUGAAGGCUCUUUUUACUGUUUUGCUGCUGUUUAAAUCACUACGCUAGCUGUUUGCAACUUUCAAAAGGUCAAAUAAAAUAUAUAUAAUCAUCUAUUUCAUGUAGACUUGAUUUUAAGUGAUAUUUUAAUAGGUCAAAGAAUAAAAACAUUGCCAACAUGUUGUACUGUAACAAUCUUGCACUGUAACAAUUUUGGUUUGGGCAAUACACACAAGCCUUUACAUGGAGCUUGGACCAUGAUAUCUGAUAUUAUGAUCUAAUGUGUGGAGCAAAUAUUCUUUCCAAACAUGUUUAUUUCAGACUGUAAUCAAUUAAGGCUUUUAGGCAAACUGAAGACGUUGGCUCAAGGCACUUUGCACUGUACAGCCAUUUUUGUUAGUACAGGUUAUUGAUGUUGAAAAGUAGACAACAUAUAGGCCUAUUAUUAGUCGACCAUUAAUUAUUUAGUCAGCAAGUAGGCUGAUCCACAGAGCCUGAGGUUCACUCAAAAUAGCCAUCAUCAUCGGUCUAGUGGAGCUGUUUUUGGUGUUGGAAUGUAUUUGUUCCUUUAUUCUCUCACUAUAUGUUUUUCUUUGUUGCUUGACCAUCAUGUAUCUUUCUUUGGUGCCUCAUUUGUUUCUGUGUCUAAGAGUUAAAUUGUUGAAUACGGAGAGACACACACUUUGUGAUAUUGUUGGAAUGAUGGUUUAUUGGUUCAAUAUGAAUGAUAUACUCUAUUCAAGGUAUACUUGUGUAAGGGCUUUCUCUUGUUUGAAUAGACUUUAAUUGACAUUGUCUAUUACAAGUAUAAUUUGCAUAGGGCUAAGCUCUUUUUUUUGUUCAAGAGAGACAGUCUAAUGUUUGCUACGAAUGUAAAUGCGUAUUUUUCCAAAUUUUGUAUACCAUAGUUCUAUUUAUGAUAGAUAUUGUGUUAAUCACAUUUUGAUUCGCAUUUGUCAUUGACAUUUAUGUUUACAGUUUUGGGUAGGAAAAAUGUUAAGCAAAAAAGCUGAAUGUAUAUUUUUUUGCAUAAUUUAACAGUUAUUCCAUUUGUUUACAUUAGAACGUCUAUCAAUGUAUUGUACUUUAUGUGGAAUUUAUUAAUUGAAGCGCUACAUACAUGUAAUAGUCAUACUGUGUUAAAUUGCACUUUAUUUAUUCAAUAUUAAUGUAAAGCCAUAGAUCAGGGAGUAGAGUUGUCGUAAACAUUCUCACACGCACACAGAAAGUGGUGCAUAUUUUCUCAAUGUUGAAUGCAGUUGUUUGUAAGGCAUAGAAAUAAAUAUGCUUUGCACUGAA
Molecule: messenger RNA, 5466 nt
Organism: Salvelinus fontinalis (brook trout)
Lineage: Eukaryota; Metazoa; Chordata; Actinopteri; Salmoniformes; Salmonidae
Gene: fam217ba
Product: family with sequence similarity 217 member Ba
Exons: 3
Coding region: 547-2124 (525 amino acids)
Source: RefSeq, a predicted model, not a curated record